AUGCUAUUAUUCAUUGACAGCCUCAAGCUCGGUCCACUGACAGUUGUUGCGGUUGGGGUGACACUGGUCCUGUCAGCCCCGAUCGGCUAUCACGCGUUCAUUCGUGACGGUGACCGCGAUUUGUUGUCGUCCCUGAAGAGACUUGUCCGGCGAGCUCCCCGAUAUAUCCACUCAGAACUGCACGAAGGCUCGUUCCGGCUGCUUCAUCUUCUUCCAGGACGAGAUGGCGAUCCCGUUGAAGUGAAACUCACUGUCGCCUCGAUCUCUGACCCGCCGGAGUAUCACGCGGUAUCGUAUGCGUGGGGUGACCUAAGGGAUAACGCAUACAUCACCUGUGAUGGGAGCGAGAUACAAAUUACGAAAACGCUAUUUGAGGCACUCAAGCGAUGGCGUCGCCCCGACAAAGUGUACACGCUCUGGGCAGACUCAAUCUGCAUCGACCAGCAUAACACAAUGGAGAAGACGCACCAGAUAGUACGCAUGACGGAGAUCUACUCAAGAGCUGCUUCUGUUCUUAUCUGGCUCGGAAGCGACGACAAAGACGUGGAUGGCGUAGUGGAACUCGUCGACCGGGCCUUGGAACUCAUACCGGAAGUUGUAGACGACCCAAAGAAAAAUAGAGAAAGCGCGGAACUCCUUGGGCAUCGGAUCGCCGAGGGGGGUGAAACGGACGAGCUCACGACCAACCAUCUCGACUGGAAGCCUCUCAGGUCGCUCCUGAAUCACAGCUGGUUCGAGCGAAAAUGGGUCUAUCAAGAGGCAGUGCUCAACGACAGAACAUGGAUGUACUGCGGCAAGCUCGAGAUGCCUUUUGAGUCUGUGGCAGAGCUUGCUUUACGCAUGGCAACAUUCGGCAUCCAGGCACUACCGAAUGAUGGUUCGCUCUCGGACCAGACGGUGGCUUUUAUCCCUGGGCGACUGUACAACCUCUCCAUGAUGCGUCUCAGCCAUUGGUAUCGGGGAACCACGCCGAUAACGCUGAUGGACGGGGUUAAAGCGACUAGGUCAUUCUUCUGUAGCAACCCUAGAGACCACAUCCUUGGUAUACUAGGACACGCAUCAGAUGUCGAAAAAGACAGCAUCAUCUCUCAAGACAAUCUGUACUCCUUGUCAGUACAAGAGAGUUAUUUGCGCUUCGCCCGCUCCCAGCUUUUGGAGAAACACAACUUCGCCGUCCUAGCGUUGGCGCCGCAAAAGCUCAUCACUGACGCACUAGCCCCUUGGUAUCUUCGCCCGUAUAUUCGGUGGCAGAAGCGGCGUCUUCCAGGUUUGCCCUCGUGGGUUCCUGAUCUGCGAAACCAGGAGAUCGACACACUGCCAAGUUACACCGUCCGAUAUGGAAAGUUCUCUGCUGGUGGGGCUACGCCGGGGAGAGUCGAAGUCGUAGACGACAAAAUUCUCGAGUGUACGGGCAUGUUCAUCGACACGGUCAAGCAAGACGGUAUCUUCUGUCCAGAGCUGCCGUUCCCGCCGAAGCCCAAGCGGGUGCCAUUCCCAUUAGAUCAGCUAGGCAGCUAUCAUUCUCGCAACGCGUGGAGGUCCCUCAACUUUUAUAGACAAUGUGUAAAGCUCGCUUGCGGUUCCGAGGAUAUCGACGAGAUGUCUCCCGAGAGACUCGACUCUUUCUGGCGGACUAUGACUUGCGAGAGAAGCCAGCUCAGCGACCGUAUCGAUGUUGACAUGUCGGAUCAUCUGAAGACGAUGAUAAAGGGUAUAGAAGUAUGGCUCAACUCGGAGGACGUGGAGGAGGCGGAGAGGGCGCGGGUUCGGUUCAUUUUGUCUGCGCAGUCGGUCGAGAUGAGUGUGCUGUCCGCCGCAACCCCUAGGAGAUUUUCGACUACGGCAGAGGGCAGACUCUGCAUGAUACCGAGGGAGGGAAGAAAAGGCGAUCGGGUGUGUCUUUUACUUGGGUCUGAGGUGCCAUUUGUCCUCAGGCCGACUGGAGCCGGAAUGUACGAGAUGGUCGGAGACGCCUACGUGAGUGGAGUCAUGGAUGGGGAGGCACUCGCAUCCGGCAAGUAUCCUGAGACAAAGGUAACAUUGGUGUAG
Molecule: messenger RNA, 2049 nt
Organism: Colletotrichum gloeosporioides
Lineage: Eukaryota; Fungi; Ascomycota; Sordariomycetes; Glomerellales; Glomerellaceae
Exons: 1
Coding region: 1-2049 (682 amino acids)
Source: RefSeq, a predicted model, not a curated record